Molecule: messenger RNA, 2346 nt
Organism: Sclerotinia borealis F-4128
Lineage: Eukaryota; Fungi; Ascomycota; Leotiomycetes; Helotiales; Sclerotiniaceae
Source: the annotation of a GenBank genome assembly
AUGCUUCUCCGGUAUAGAAGUAGCCUCUUCUUCGCUGUUGGUGUAUUGUUCUUCCUCUGGGUGUUGUUGAGAAAUCACGAAAAGAUUGUGAGCCAUGUGGUCGAGCAAUAUAAAGGGUCAGUGGAAACAGAAGUCGUGAAAGCGCCAGGUUCUGAGGAAGUACCUACCAUUCACAUCAUCGAUCCUCUGGUUAUUGAACAUCCAAAACCACAGGAUGACCCUAUUUCUACUUCUCCACAACCACUAGCUACAAAAACGACACUUACUGAAUCUACGGCACUGAGUACCAGAGUCACUAUCCACUUGUCAAUACAAACUCCCAAGGCCACAACGACAUCAUCUUCAGCAGCAUCAUCCACUGCUACAUCAACGCUUCAGGAUGAAUUCAUGAAGGAAAAUCUGGCACUUGGGCAGGAACCGAAUGCAGGUCAAAUCUAUGGAAACACGCUUAAUGGUGUGGUAGGAGUAGGUCCGCAUACCGAAUCUCACACAUUAGCUCUCAAGGAGACAAACAUCUGGAAAUCAUACGGUCAAUCCAAACCACUCGAGUACCGCCCGUACCCUGACUAUAACAGUGGAGCUUGGAAGUUAAGAAACAAGGGAAAAUAUGUGCCAUGCGAUGGAGCCAAUGGACCAAUCAGAGAGAUUCUGGCGUUUUCCGGACAUUCCAAGGCUUUCGAAGAACCUCAGAUGGGAUCAUUUUCGCUUUUUGUUAUUGAUAACAAUUUAUGCUUCGAGAGAGAGACGCGACUUGGCUCAUACGGCUAUAUAGAGGAUGUUGGGGUCCUAAGCGGUGCAACUUUACCUCCUGGAACGCCUAAGGACGAACGCGGCUUGCAGACACAAAUGCAAUGGGAAGGUAUAAAUUGGGGACUGCUACAGACACAAUGUCUGGAAAGAAACAUAAAUCGAUACCUGAUAUCUGCAACUCCAGCAGAUCUCAGUAAAGAGAUUCCAAAUCCCACCUCGAACGCUCCGAACAUCUCCGAAGCUAAACAAUCCAAUACUAAGAAAAGAGUGCUGGGCACCAUUGCAAAUCGAGAUGAGCACCAAACGAGAGAGUCGAAAGAUACCCUUAUCGAAGCAGCCAAAGCAGCACUCGAUGCAAACACUCCCUACAAAUCACGGACAGCAAUCAUGCUUCGAUCAUACUCUGGAAAGAAAUGGAAUGAAAACGACAAACAUAAUGUUCGGUCUAUCAUUACAGAGCUAUCAUUGAAGUCUGGAGGUGAAUAUGAGGUCUUUCUGCUGGUGCAUAUCAGAAAUAGUACGAUUGCCAUAGAGAAUGACAUUGAUUACAUUAAAGCUCUUCACGAAAAUGUCCCCAAGGAAUUUCAUGAUAUUGCAGUGCUUUGGAACGAAGUCUACGUACGAGGACUUUAUCCGCUCAUUCCGAAGAAGGUCACCAAUGUACAUCAAUCUCAGUGGCUUCCUGUUCAGAUUUUCGCCCUGGAUUAUCCACAAUUUGACUUCUAUUGGAAUUGGGAAAUGGAUACUCGAUAUACCGGCCAUCAUUACGAUCUUCUUGAAAGACUCACAAAGUUUGGGGCUGAUCAACCUAGAAAGUACCUUUGGGAAAGAAAUGAAAGAUAUUACAUUCCAUCGGUACAUGGCCCCUAUGAUACCGAAUUCCGCAAAUCAGUCGAAAAUUCCUCGGGCAAAGAUACGAUAUGGGCACCCCCGAAAGUCGCCAAUGUAGUGUCAACCGGUCCCUUACCACCUGUACCAGAUCCCGCACAAGAUAAUUACGAAUGGGGCGUGGGUGAAGAUGCAGAUUAUAUAUCUGUUGCCCCAAUUUUCAACCCAAACGGCACUGGAUGGGUGGGCAGAAAUGACGUAUGGGGUUAUGAUGGACGGAAUGAUACUCCUCUUCGUACAACCAUCAUCACUCAUUCAAGGUGCAGCAAGAAGUUACUAGAUACCAUGCAUACCGAAAACCUCAAAGGGAAUCAUGUCAGUAGCGAAAUGACACCACAAACAGUUGCCCUUCUUCAUGGAUUGAAGGCAGUAUACGCACCACUUCCGAUAUUCUUUGAUAGAGCAUGGAAUGGUACUAGAUUGAAUAAAUGGUUCAACCCUGGACCUCAUGGAGAGAGUGGAAGUUCAUCAGAUAGUCCAUUUGGUUGGGGUAAAGAAAAAAGGUUCCUGGGAAUGACAUGGUAUUAUCGAGCGAUUCCGCCGGCUAGACUGUAUAACAACUGGAUGGGAUGGGAGGAUCAUGGAAUUGGUGGAGUGGAGUGGGAGAAGCUACAUGGCAGGCCUUGUCUUCCUCCCUUGUUACUUCAUCCAGUCAAAAAUACCGAGAACACAAAGCCAGGUUUUGCUACGAAAUACAAUUUUCCAUAA